AUGCUCGCCACGACGGCUUGCCACAUUCCCGACGUCAACCUGGAUAUCUCAUUUCUACUCAAGGCCACGGACUCAACCGAGUCGGCUCCAACUUUACCAAACAAAAGCCCGCCAUCUAGCUCCCCAUCUGCUCCUUCUAGUAGUCAUUCCGCGUCCCCAUUUACGAAUGCACGUCCGAACUUCAGCUUAAAACGAAGUGUACCAUCUCAUGCUGUUGAGUCACCAGCAAAAAAACAAAGUAAAUGGUCGCCUGAGGAGGAUUCCCUCAUCAUUGAACUUCGAGGGAAGCAAAUGAAAUGGGAUGACAUUUCUAAGUGCCUUCCGGGAAGGAGUGCUAUCAGUUGUCGACUUCACUAUCAGAAUUAUCUCGAGCGCCGGAGUGAAUGGGAUGAGGAACGAAAAAAUAAGCUAGCAAGGCUCUAUGAGAGAUUCAAACCAGAGAUCUGGGCGAAAGUAGCGGAAGAAAUGGCAGUUCCAUGGCGUGCAGCUGAGGCAAUGCACUGGCAAUUAGGCGAGGCUGAAAUGGCAAGACGUGCUGGAGUUAUUCCAUUCUCAUUAUCUCCCAGUAUGGCAGAUUCGGCUCAGUCAAAUUCCAAUAAUCACCGCCCAUCGGGAAAUCGUGGCCAUUCACAUUCGCAUAGCCACUCUAUCUCCUCGGGAUCGCGUCACUCCAUUUCACAUUCACGAUCGCCUAGCGCACAUGGGACAGGAAACUUGAAAGAUCCUAUUUCCAGCUGCUCUAAAACAUUAAUGAUCAAUAAACAUAACCAAAAGCAAGAAUCCAAACUUUCAAACGGGAAUAAUACGAGCAGGAUAUCUGGUGGCGAAUCUACACCACGCUCCGUUCCAAUUCCAAGUUCUGGUGAAAGCCUUAAUUUAUCAGUAGUUGCCGUCAUUGGACGGAGCGCGGGACAACCCUUGCUUCCAAGCGUUGCCGAAAUGACGACUGGUAUUUCCCCAUACAACACACCAGCAUAUGCCACUUCUGGAACCUCUUUUAAAACAAUGGGUCAUAUCCUGCCAGCAAUUGGGAUAUUGCAGAGCCCAUAUGUUCAAUUUCAUCAUCCGCAAUGGACUGACUUAAAACAUAGACAAAGUCCUGAAAAUAACUCCCAGGAGACGAGAAGAUCAUGA
Blumeria graminis f. sp. triticale is the source of this 1134-nucleotide messenger RNA. The record is from the annotation of a GenBank genome assembly. Lineage: Eukaryota; Fungi; Ascomycota; Leotiomycetes; Helotiales; Erysiphaceae.